AUGGAUAUUACUCUUAGUCGUUUUUUGGACGGUCUUAAGUCGACUUCCGAUGAAAUUCGACUUUCAACGGUUGCUGAGAUUCGUCGUUUUGUGGCCUCUGAGCUGAAGGAGGCUGCUGCCAGCAAUUAUGCUGAGUUUAUCGAGGAUUUAUGCGUUGAAUUUGAAGGAAUGCUGUCUGGAAGUGACCCGAACGAGAAGAAAGGUGCCAUUCUCGCUAUAGGAUGCCUAGCAGAAAUCGACUUCUCAGCAAUCGCACCAUAUUGCUCACAAUUCGUCAAUUUGUUAAACCUCUUGUCUACAUCAUCCAACCUUCCUCUUCUUGUUCUUGCUGCUCGCUUACUGGGUGAAUUCGGUCUUUUGCUGCCCAACGAUUUUGCUGAUGGACAGAUAAAACGGGCAUGUGAAUAUUUGAAGCGAGGAAGUCUUUCUGCCUCCCAGAAGCAAUUCUACGUGAGUUUCGCUACUCUGCGCUUGCAUUCUCGAGUUCUCACGCUUCGUGAAGCUGCACUGCACACGCCUACCAGCUAUUAUCAUCACCUUAACAAGUGUCUCCCCGUACUUCUUCAAUAUUUCCGCGACAAAGAAAUUGUACUUCGCGAUUUGGUGGCUAUGGCUCUGCGAAACACCCUUGCUAUUGCCGCUGAAAAUGAAAUCGGUCGCCAUGGUCAACAAAUGAGCCUUGAUGCUGAUGUAAACAUAGAUGGAUUCGGUGAUAGUCCCUCGUACACCUCGGCUAAUCGAACACUAACUUCCAGUUCUAGUAGACAGUUUUUAAGAGGUGUUAGUAAUACGCCUAUUCGGAAAUUCAGCAGUAGCCAACAACCGGCAGUUCCUCAAGCUACUUCCUACUACUGUCCUGUCAACGAGCCCCCGAUGAUCUGGUAUCAUCAGUGUGUUGGACAAGUACUACUUACUCAUACUAAGGCUGCUGCUAUCAAGUCUUCCGACCAUCUUGCGUCGGUUUCAUUGCCGCAAGCAUACAGGAAAAUGACCAGAGACGAAUGGACUCAUGGAAGUCUUCUCAUCCUCAAUGAACUCCUCGUUUACGCAAAUCCAGAGUUUGAGAAGCUUAGAAACUCACUGGAUGGCAUGGUUGGGCAGCCCAUUUUUCACGUUCUGGUAGUCAACCAGACAGAGGGAGAGUUGGCGGUGCGAUCGGUGAAUCAGACUCCAUGGCCGGUUGUCAUCUCACCCAGCCAGAAGACAGAGUUGAGUCUGGUCCCUGGAGCCCACCUCUCUGCCCUUACUUCCUCCGUGCAGGUCUACGGUGAUGAAGGUGUCGCAAGUGAACUUCUGCGUCAGCAGCAAUUUCGUCAGCAGAGAGCUGUACCCCUCGUCUCCGAAUCCUGCCAGCGCAUGCUUGGUGCCAACCUAGAUAAGAUUUGGGAAUUGGUUCUUGGAUGCUUGAAUAUGAAGUACACUGGUGUGCUGCAUCUAGUCUUGAAGGUGAUUCCUCGGCUCGUUGCUUUUGAAAAAAGGACAUUUUUAAAUCGGGACAUUCUACGGACAGUGAUAAAUUUCCUCUUCGAUUGUGUAAGUCGGGAUCGGGAAAAGGGAUAUGCAUUGGUUACCCUCGGUCUUAUGGUGCAUACUGUUGGGGAACAAUUUGAGAAACACGGUUAUCUGGCUCAGCUAAUUUCUGUAUUACUAAACCAAUUGAAUUCAACGAAAGACGUUUCCACCUCGAAAAAGCGACUCGGUGGUCUGUCGAUUGCGGUCCUACUGACGAUCGGGCUUAUUGCCAAGGCCCUAGGAUCUCGUGCUUGUUCCUCGCUCAAACCCCUUCUAGAUCCAAUGAUUGCACGUGGACUUUCUCAGCCGAUGACUAUGACAUGCGCACUUGUUGCUGAACACAUUCCUGAACUAAAACGUGACGUACAGGAUAGUCUGCUAAAGAGGAUCAACGUUAUUUUGGCCAAUAGUAACGGCAUCAGUGGUGCUUCAUCAAUUGCGUUGGGAAAUGGAACAGCACCUUACGUUCUUGGCCCUGUACCACCAGGCACUAGUACUACUGGUGGACAUUUAGCUGUUGCAGCCCCACGUGCGACCCCAACCCGUGGGCGCACCUCCCUGCCUCAUACCAGCUCAGUCAGAGUAAGAACAAGCUCUAUUCCACUACCUGGUUUCCCUUGGAGUGAAGUCUUCUCUAGGAAUUCUGGCAAUGUAGAAUCUGAUCUUUUUGAUGACGUUCUCAGCGAAAGCCAACUCGUCGCCGUGGCAUUGAGAACUCUUGGAAGUUUUGAUUUUGAAGGGUACACACUGGCACACUGCGUGAGACAUACUGCAGAAAACUUCAUCUCCAUUAGCGCUUGCGGUGUCAGAGGGAUCCGUUUGGAAGGGUCUGCGGAGCUUGUACCUGAUCCAAUGCAAAAAACACUGGAUGCUAUUUCGGACAUACUGGGGAAGUUACUUAUCGUUGGAAUUUGUGACCCAGACGCAGAAGUGAGAAAAUGCGUCUUCUCCUCGCUGGAUAGCCAGUUUGAUAAUUACUUGGCUCAGUCUCGACACUUGAGCUCCCUCUUUGUUGCUCUGAAUGAUGAAGUUUUUGCUAUUCGUGGUUUGGUCAUGCAAUGUCUUGGACGCCUUUCUGAUGUCAAUCCUGCCUGUGUGCAACCCACUCUUCGAAGCGUCUUGCUUAAAAUUAUCACAGACUUAGCGGAUAGUGGGACGACAAAGAACAGGGAGGAGUCUGCCGCAUUGGUGGCCAUUCUAGCUGCAACGGCGCCGCACUUCAUUCUCCCCUAUGGAGAGUCACUCUUGCACGUAAUCAUCCCGCAGAUACGAAAUGCGUUGCCGAUCAACCUGCCUAAGAAGCUGGGAGCUUGUACAUUCGGCUGCCAUGGUGAUGUUCAAGCCGAAACGAACGAGAUCACCUUGAAUACGGCCCUACUAGCCUCACAGUCGGCGGCGCACUCUGCCGCGCAAGCAGUGCAGGCUGUGGCAACAGCUACAGCUCGGGGCAUCGUCCAGCAGUUUGGGCGCUCCGUUCCCAGCACCAGAUGCACUUUUCCUACCGCCGGACAAACUACUGCUGUCUGCGCUCGUGCCGUUGUCGCCGCCAAUCAAGCUGCCCACUCGGCCGCCAUUGCUGCCAAAGUCAUCAGUACCGCUAUCGGACGACAGGGCAAGUGUGGAUCUACUUUGUGUGACGAGUUGCCGCCAAGCCAUUUUCUUGGCUGCUCCGAAUUGCCCUGGAGCGGGAGCUGCGAAUUGGAUUUGCUAAUUGGUGAGCCGCAUGAGACUCUUCCUGGUACGAGUCAGGAAUUUCUCGCGGCUGCGGCCAGUCUGGGUGGCUUUGAAGGCUCCGAGACGUCAAGAGGAUUUUUCGUGGGCACCUUGGAUGCCAUUCGACCUGGCGAAAUCGGAGGUUUUAUGUCGCCCAAUCAGUUGCCAAUCUCAGGGACGCUGCGCAACGGUCGAAGGAUCCUCGAGAACACAAACGCCAUUUGGCGCGAACCGAAAGGUCUGGUGGUAGCACUUUUCUCCGCUUUGGCUCAUCUAUCCUCCGUAUGUCCCCAGGCCGUGGUGACUCUAAUGGACGAUUUAAUUCCUGUACUAGUGUAUAUGCUGCAGGAUCCCACUUGUCAUGCCAAAAGAUCGGUUGCGGCGUGGGCGUUUGGUGUUCUGGUUUCGAACACCGGUUACGUCGUGCGCCCGUACAUGAAACACCCUGAUCUUAUGGAGUUGUUGUUUGCACUACUGCGAAGUGUUGAAUCGAAGAGUAUCCAAGUUGAGAUUCUACGCUUGCUGGGCCUUAUUGGUGCCGUAGAUCCGUUCAAACUAAAAGUUUCCAUGGGACAAUAUAAUUACAUACAGGAGACAGAUACUGCUGUCAGUCAAUACGAUAUCGUGGAGUCUCGAGAUGUUGACAUUACACAGUCGGAACUGUUGGUAAACCUGUGUUGGGACAAUCGAGAGGAGUUUUUCGCAGGCUAUUCCCUCUCCGCUCUGAUAAACAUACUGCGAGAGCCAGGAAUGCGAAGCAACUGGGACCACGUAGUGCAGGUGAUUGCCAGCGUUCUAGAGUCCUUCAACCAACGUGCUAUUCCUUGCCUUCACCAAGUCAUGAUGGAGCUCUUCAAAUGCCUCCAGGGCCUCCAUGAGACCAAGCUUCAAGAAGCUAUUACUUAUCAUAUGUGCAGUAUAGUCCAGAUUAUCGGGCCCUUCGCCAAGGAGUUCGCCUCCGAAAUUGUAGAUAUUAUCACAACUUAUUGGAAUUUCUCCGCAUCACAUAUUGUUCAGCGCAACUGCAUUCGUCUUGCUGGUGUGAUUGCCAAAGCCAUCAAAACCGACUUUCGUCCCUCUAUGCCACGGCUUGUGCCCUGCAUUUUACGUAGCCUGAAACAAGAGAUGGUCGACGAAAAUCUAAUUGUGCUUUGCGAGUUAAUUAGCGAUUUGGGAUCUCUACUGGACGGCCACCUGCACAUUCUACUACCGGCGUUAACUGCCUUAGUGGCAAAUUUGGAAGAUACACCGUACGAGCACCUCCUACGAACAGCUCUGGAAGCGAAAACUGCUCAGUCAACGCAGCCCAUCACCACCGUCAUGACAAUCCCAGCCAACGCUUGCUCAGUACCUGUGGGCCAAUCAACAGCGAUGCAGGCUUUGUCGUCCAGUUGCAGCCCUGAGUCUGCUGAUGUGAUGAGCGCAGCCUCACCGUCCUAUCUCGACGACAGCUUCGUUAUGGGGACUCCAGUCGAUUCCAUGCUUGUUGACUCGGCCGGAGGGGCUGGUGGAAGCGUGACCAUCCCCUCACGCAGCGCUCUGCGGGCUGCACAAAGGGCAGCCAACAGUCCUUCGGUGCCCGGCAGCCUCCAGACACGUCUGGCUGCAUUACGUUGCAUGGCUCAAAUUACAGAGGUUCUCUGUGUCGAGUCUCUGGCCACUAAUAUUGUACAACCCCUCUGUAGACUUCUCAACGCUCUUUACGAACGAUCGAUGGCAGUUGUGGAGGUGAAGAAUAAGCCAUCGGCCCCGCAAGUUGCUCUUAGGGCUCUUUAUCCAUCCUGCAUGGAUGUGAUUUCAAAUCUAGCACUUCAAAUGGGUUCGCGCUUCAAAUUUAUCAUGCCUGUGGUUCAAGUCACCCUAAACUUGGUCAGCAUACCGCACAAAAGGUUCGAAAUGGCUAUGGAAAAGGUGAAUGGGGAUGGUUAUAGGCGACCAAAUUUAUCUGCUGAUGGUCAGCUUAUAUCAAAGGACUCUCAUGCGAACUUCACCCGCAAAACUGAUCCAGAUAAACUGGUUAAAAACCACACCCUUAACAGUUUGAAUUUGCAACGUGCCUGGCAAUCUUCACGCCUCUCGAGUCCGGAGGACUGGAGUUUAUGGCUGAAGACAUUUAGUGUCUCGCUGUUGCGAGAGUCACCCAGUCCAGCCAUCCGAGCUUGUGCGCGUCUCACCACAAUUGCUCCACACAUUUCCCGUCGUCUAUUCAAUGCUGCCUUCAUGAGUUGUUGGAAGGAGUUGCGCGAUGCCGAGCAGGACGAUCUUAUCAACACCCUUGAGAAUGUCCUUAGACUUCCUUCUUCCGCCAGCCAGUCGAAGGAAAUAAGCCAGGUCAUCCUCAAUCUGGAGGAAUUCAUGGCUCACGCCGAUAAAUUUUCUGGCAAAACACCACGAGUGCACCUGCCACUCCCACUAAAUCUUCUUGCUGAUCGGGCUAUGAAGAAUCGUGCUUUUGCGAAAGCGUUGCGCUACAAGGAAUUGGAGUUUCUUGAUGAGGUUGAAAAACGCUCAAAUCCAAGUCCUGCGACGCUCGCUUCCCUUUUGGCGAUCUACGACAAGCUACAGCUUACCGAGGCCUCAAACGGUGUUCUUCUCUACGCGACGAAAAAUCCACGCAAUAACUGUAUGACCCAAGUUUACCUUUUUCUGCUGGAUUUUGAGUCAGUCUUUUCCGUUUGUUACGAUAUUACUUUGUUUUUCUCCGAGCAGACUGACGAGGAAUUGUGGUACGAGAAGCUGCACAAUUGGGACCGUGCGAUCGCCCUAUGUGACCGAAAAUUGGAAGAUGAAAGGAUCAGAGACAAGACUAAGCCAAUUCUCUGCCGCUUGAGAUGCCUGCACUCCCUUGGUCAGUGGUCGCAACUGGAGUCGAUGGCAUGGGAGCGCUGGGGCCAAUUGAGUGAUGGAGCACGAGAACAGGUGGCGACCCUAGCAACGAGCGCGGCCAUUACCAUUGGGGCGUGGGGGCGAGCAGCGCACUAUACGCAGGCUUUUGCUCCCGCUGAUCAUGAAGGUGGGUUUUACCGUGCCCUCCUCGCCCUCCAUGAGGGCAAUUACGCCGCUGCUCUCGACGAAGUGGCGAAGUCGCGCAGUAUCCUCGCCGCCAACCUUGUACCUCUUACCACCGAGGGCUAUCAGCGCACCUAUCCGGACCUAGUGGACGCGCAGCUUCUCUCGGAGGUGGAGGAAGUGAUUCAAUAUAAGUUGGUGCCGGAGCGGCGAGAGGUGCUUCACGAGGCCUGGCAUCAUCGUUUGCUAGGCUGUCAGUCAGUGGUUGAGGACUGGGGCCGCAUCAUCCAGCUGCGUCGACUUGUUCUUGAUCCACGUGAAAAUAUCAAGAGUUGUCUCCGCUAUGCUGGCCUCUGUCGGCGAUCGGGCCGUCUUAGCCUAAGUUUGCAAGUGUUGCUAAGGAUGAUGCCGAAGGACCCGUCAGAAGUGGCAUGGAACGAGGUAGUACCGACGCCGGACCCGGCGAUAGUCUUCUCUUACGCCAAACUUCUCUGGGCUUCGGGAUCCCGAGAGGAGGCGGUGACGCGGCUACAGGUCCUGCGUGAUAGCGUUAUCGAGCCCUCACUGCGCGUUCAAACGGCUAAACUGGAGGAAGUCAGCCAGGAAGUUGCUCAACAGCCCUUUCUCCCAUCCACAAGCAUUACUGACAUUACCACUCGCAUUGAUGAUCUCCGCUCCCUCAUGGCUAAUAUCACUGUUGAAUACACUAUACUCAAUUCUAGGUGUAGUCUUCGAUUGGGCAGCUGGUAUACAGAUCUCUACAUUCGUUCAUCACCUGAUAGUGGCGGGUCUAGACCGCCUGGUUCUGGCCUCUUUUCGUAUGGUUCUGGAGUCAACCAGUUAAAGCAAUUCUCAAUUUUUAGCGAAACACAGCAAAACAUUACUGCUGAUGCUGGCGUGGUGAGUCUGGGAGGGAACGUGCACUUUCUGGACGAUAAGUUGAUGAUGAUGUACAACUUCGUCAUCAAGUGUUAUCGAGCCGCCACAGAGCAUAGUCCCGGCAACCGUGCCGCAUGGCAGGCCUGGGCUAUGGCCAACUACGACCUCUCCACUCGCCUCGGUGCUGAACAGGCCCAACUCGACCAGAAGGAAAUCCAAAUUAAACAGGUCAUUGCUUCAGAUAGCUCAUUUGAUCGCACCGCCCUCAAACAGAGUUUGGCUGGUCUGAGUCAGCGUCGGAGCAUUCUUCAAAAGAGCAUUGAGCAACUGGCCGCUCCAUCAGAUAUCCUUCGUUUGAUCAACUUAUUAUUCCAAUUCGGCCAUCUUUCGGAGAUUCGUGAGAUAGCGCGGGAGGGUUUGGGUAAGAUCCGUCUACAAAACUGGCUGCCAGUACUGCAGCAGCUAUUGGCUCGAAUCGACACGCCACACGAGCACGUGGCCAAUAUCAUAGUGGAUCUAUUAAUCGCAGUGGGCAGGCAAUUCCCACAGGCCCUCAUCUACUCUCUGGUGCUCUCCUUCAAGUCGGGCGGUUCUGACCGGCGUCGAUACUACGCCACUAAGAUUCUCUACUUUAUGGAAGAGCACAGUCCGCGUUUAGUCUAUGAGGCCUUUUUGUUAAAUGAGGAGCUGAUACGCCUAUCGGUGUCAUGGAUGGAAAUGUGGUUCGAGUGCUUGGAGGACGCCAGUAGAGUAUACUUUGGGGAGAAGGACACUGGGAAGAUGUUUAAACUGCUCUAUCCCCUUCAUCAGGUUAUGGAGCGUGGUCAUGAGACAGCCAAUGAGGCUGCCUUUCUUCAGGAAUUUGGCAAGGAACUAAACAAUUCGCGUAUAUACUGUGAACGCUUCGAGAAUCAGGGCAUGCGAGCAGAUCUUCAACAGGCCUGGGAAGGUUACUACACUCUCUACCGAACGCUUUCAAAACGAGUCUCGAAUCUGUCCUCUUUGGACUUGACUUGUGCGGCGCCUCGGUUGCAUGCCUAUGGGAAGGAUUGGAUGCUGGCGGUGCCUGGCACCUACAAGCCACAUUUGCCGCUAGUGCGCCUAGUUGGGGUUAAGAACUGUCUCAUGGUAAUGACCUCCAAGCAGCAUCCACGGAAGUGCACCAUGCUUGGAUCCAAUGGCAAGACUUAUGUCUUCCUGCUGAAAGGUCACGAAGACACGCGACAAGACGAACGUGUGAUGCAAUUCUUCGGCCUUAUAAACACGUUGCUAAUGACCAAUCCCGAAACACUGCGCCGUAAUCUUACCAUUCAACGAUUUUCCAUAAUUCCGCUGUCAACCAAUACUGGUCUCAUUGGCUGGGUGCCUAACAGCGAUACGCUGCACAGUCUGAUUCGAGAGUACCGCGACAAGACAGACAUAACGUUGAAUCAGGAACAUCGAGAAAUGCUUCACCUGGCACCCGAUUUCGAUCGUCUCAACUUGAGUCAGAAGACAGAAGUCUUUGAGGCUGGUCUUCGGGUUUCCUCAGGCAGAGAUUUAGCUACUAUUCUCUGGCUGAAAAGUCACAACUCCGAGGUGUGGCUUGAGCGCCGAACAACGUUUAUCCGUUCCAUUGCAGUCAUGUCUAUGGUCGGCUACAUCCUAGGUCUAGGUGAUCGACACCCAUCGAACUUGAUGCUGUGCCGCGAGACUGGAAAGAUAGUACAUAUAGACUUUGGGGACUGCUUUGAGGUGGCUAUGAUGCGCGAGAAGUAUCCUGAGAAAGUGCCCUUCCGUUUGACGCGUAUGUUAGUCGCUGCAAUGGAAGUAACAGGUAUAGACGGCGUAUAUCGACACACCUGCGAGACGAUGAUGCAGUUGAUGCGCAGCAACCGGGACAGCUUGCUUGCCGUGCUGGAGGCCUUUAUUCACGAUCCUCUGUUGCAGUGGGUACUGUUGGAGAAUAAGCGGCUCGUUUUGGGCCCCGCUGCAGGUGCUGGUGUUGCCGCUAACAGUCAGGGUGUUCCACCGCCUGCUCCUCCGCUUUCAGCAAAUUCAACGACUCAGGCACAACAGCAGCAACAACAACAACUAAUCGACAGUGAAGGCGAGCUUCAUUCGAAGGUACCGUUGGGAGCCGGAGUCGGUGGGGGUGUUGGGUACACUCAGACACGCUUAUCGCAGCAAUCGCAAAACACUCCGGCGCAUCUGCGCAACAUUCCUUACGUUUUUACGGACCCAAACUACCCCAGCAGCCUCUCAUUACGCGAUUGCCGACACAUCAAUCCCUGGCGACAUCAUCUCUGCAAUGGGCCCUGGCUCGGUUGCUAUGAGACGGCCAAGGCAAUGCGAUGUCAGACUGAAUCGGGUGCAAUCGUUUGUGAACGUGUGGGAAUGCAGAACUUCAUCUUUUCCGCGAAGCCGCCCUCGGAAAGCGAGUAUUACGAUGAAAUGCCAACUGGCGGAAUGGGUAACACGAGGGCUCGAGACGUGCUGAGUCGAAUACGUCGAAAGUUGGAUGGUAAUGAGAACGGAGCGCAGACGAGUGUCCCACUGCAAGUUGACGAUCUCAUUCGUGAGGCAACGUCUGUCAGAAAUAUAAGCCAAAUGUAUAUCGGCUGGUCGGUGUUAGAGUCAUUGACUAUUCAGGCAAACUUUGAUAGGAAAAGAAAGUUUAACUCGGUCAUCCUUGAGGCUGCAAAGGUGUCCACAUGA
Messenger RNA from Hydatigera taeniaeformis, 9810 nucleotides. Lineage: Eukaryota; Metazoa; Platyhelminthes; Cestoda; Cyclophyllidea; Taeniidae. The record is from the annotation of a GenBank genome assembly.